This is a messenger RNA of Eubalaena glacialis (North Atlantic right whale), 2098 nucleotides long. It is a transcript of the gene CDKL3, whose product is annotated as cyclin dependent kinase like 3. Gene Ontology annotation, biological process: dendrite extension; positive regulation of dendrite morphogenesis; negative regulation of axon extension. Gene Ontology annotation, molecular function: ATP binding; cyclin-dependent protein serine/threonine kinase activity. Lineage: Eukaryota; Metazoa; Chordata; Mammalia; Artiodactyla; Balaenidae. The record is from RefSeq and is a predicted model, not a curated record. The transcript has 13 exons. Gene Ontology annotation, cellular component: nucleus. Bases 332 to 2098 code for a protein of 588 amino acids.
AUGGCAGUAGGCCGUUGGGAGCUGACGGGAUAGGUAGGGUCGGUGUCCUGGUUCCCGGCUGAGACUGCGCGGAGCUGGGCCGGCGGGACUGCAGAAUGGGCUGAGGCGGCGGCGGCUGUCCGGACGUGGUCGACUGAGGGGCGAAGGGCGCGGCACUGGUCCAGGACCCUAAGACGCCUGGUUUGAGGAGCGGGUGGGACCGAGGUUUUCUUGGGCCCCAGGGCCUGACCUGUUGGCGACUGCAGCUUUGCGGGAACCUCAUAUUUGACGCGGGCAUGACUGGACGUGUGGGGACCCCACUCAUGAUGAAUAGAAGAAGCUGGGCUUGAAAAUGGAGAUGUAUGAAACCCUUGGAAAAGUGGGAGAGGGAAGUUAUGGAACAGUCAUGAAGUGUAAACAUAAGGAUACUGGGCAGAUAGUGGCCAUUAAGAUAUUUUAUGAGAAACCAGAAAAGUCUGUCAACAAAAUUGCAACGAGAGAAAUAAAGUUGCUAAAGCAAUUUCGUCAUGAAAACCUGGUCAAUCUGAUUGAAGUUUUUAGACAGAAAAAGAAAAUUCAUUUGGUGUUUGAAUUUAUUGACCACACAGUAUUAGAUGAGUUACAACAUUAUUGUCAUGGACUAGAGAGUAAACGACUUAGAAAAUACCUCUUCCAGAUUCUUCGAGCAAUUGAAUAUCUUCACAAUAAUAAUAUCAUUCAUCGAGAUAUAAAACCUGAGAAUAUUUUAGUAUCCCAGUCAGGAAUUACUAAACUCUGUGAUUUUGGUUUUGCACGAACGCUAGCAGCUCCUGGAGACAUUUAUACGGACUAUGUGGCCACACGCUGGUAUAGAGCUCCAGAAUUAGUAUUAAAAGAUACAUCUUAUGGAAAACCUGUGGAUAUCUGGGCUUUGGGCUGUAUGAUUAUUGAGAUGGCCACUGGAAAUCCCUAUCUUCCUAGCAGCUCUGAUUUGGAUUUACUUCAUAAAAUUGUUUUAAAAGUAGGCAAUUUGACACCUCACUUGCAGAAUAUCUUUUCCAAGAAUCCCAUUUUUGCUGGGGUGGUCCUUCCUCAAGUUCAACACCCCAAAAAUGCAAGAAAAAAAUACCCAAAGCUAAAUGUAUUGUUGGCAGAUAUUGUUCAUGCUUGUUUACAAAUUGAUUCUGCUGAGAGGAUAUCAUCUACUGAUCUUUUGCAUCAUGAGUAUUUUACUAGAGAUGGAUUUAUUGAAAAAUUCAUACCAGAACUGAGAGCUAAAUUGCUACAAGAAGCAAAAGUCAAUUCAUUCAUAAAGCCAAAAGAGAAUUCUAAAGAAAAUGAAUUUAUGAAAGAUGAUAGAAAAACAAUUUAUACUAAUACACUGCUAAGUACUUCAGUUUUGGGAAAGGAAAUGGAAAAAGAGAAAAAGCCCAAGGAGAUCAAAGUCAGAGUUAUUAAAGUUAAAGGAGGAAAAGGAGAUAUCUUAGAACCAGAAAAGAUAGAGUGUGAAGGUGGACAUUGUCGACAGGAUGCAGUUGAAAUUGCUCAUACUAUGUCUCAAGAUAUAAAACCUGUAAUCAGUGAACCACCAAACCCUGUCAAUCCCAGCACUAACUCUAUGGGCAUGAAAGACGAUCCACAUGCUGGAAGUAGUAUGGUGAUGCCACCCAUCAAUCUAACUAGCAGGAAUUUGAUGGCUUCAAAUCCUAAUUCAAAUCUCUCCCACUACAAUUCAAGGUUAACUGAAAGAGCAAAAAAGAGACGUACUUCUUCACAAUCUAUUGGACAAGUUAUAUCUAAUAGGCAUGAGGAUGCAGGUCCCACUCAAAGCCGAAUGGAGAAGGGUGUGUUUAAUGAGCGAACAGGUCAAAGUGACCAAAUGGCAAAUGGAAACAAAAGGAAGCUGAAUUUUUCCAGAACUAACAGGAAAGAAUUCCAUUUCCCAGACUUGCCUUUCACAAUACAGUCAAAGGAGAUGAAAGGAAUGGAAGUUAAACAGAUAAAAGUGCUGAAGAGGGAAUCAAAGAAAACAGAUUCAUCUAAAAUACCAACUUUACUUAAUGCAGAUCAAUAUCAAGAAAAACAAGAGAAUACAGGAAAUGCACAAACUGAAAGGAAGAACCUGCCAGAUGUAGAGUAG